Drosophila takahashii is the source of this 1032-nucleotide messenger RNA. It is a transcript of the gene Trf5, whose product is annotated as TBP-related factor 5. Gene Ontology annotation, biological process: DNA-templated transcription initiation. The record is from RefSeq and is a predicted model, not a curated record. Gene Ontology annotation, molecular function: general transcription initiation factor activity; DNA binding. Lineage: Eukaryota; Metazoa; Arthropoda; Insecta; Diptera; Drosophilidae.
AUGAUUCGAGUGCGAAAAAAUCUAAAGCGCUUCACACCGCUGCCCCUGACAGUUUCAAGAAAGCCUAAAAAUAUGAAACCGAAGUUCCGGGAAACUCUGUUCGGAGAUAUAAAAUAUCCGAUUGACGUACGCAGUUUAACUGAUUGUAAUGUCGCGUACUUUGCACAGUCAGAAAUGGAAUGGAGUCAGCAAAAAACCAGGGUUAUCCCCUCUCCAAGGACUCCAACAGAGGAAGAGGUGCUGAAGAUAUACGAAGAUGUGUCCACACUGGGAGACAUAGAGCGGCAUCUGAAUAUAGUGUACAAACCCUUUAGUUGCUUCGCCACGACCCCGUGCGAGUUUAAUCUCCCGAAACUAAAGAGCCUUAUGGACUAUGCCAUAUUUGAGCCUGAUAAACAACUAUCAGUGACUAUCCAACGCUUUGCCCCGAUCUGCAGCCUAAAGAUCUAUCCGAAUGGUAACGUGUAUUGCCAGGCUUACAGUCAAGAAGGCACCAGAACGGGUCUUGUGAAGAUUAGGCAAGAGUUGAAUGGGCUAGGCUAUAACUUUCGCUUUCGCCGGCUGACAUUCAAUGUGGUCAACGCCACCUUCUGUGUGCCCUUCCACCUGAAUCUCAUGCAGUUCCACCUGCAAGAUCCGGUGGCCACCGACUACGAUCCCCUGAGGCAGCCCUUUCUGACCUACAAGAUGAGGGGAACCAUGGUCAAACUGGCCAUCUUCCCCACGGGCUAUGUAUUCGUCUUGUUUGCCACCACGCGAGGAUUUAUUAAGCUGGCCAUAGCCCGCAUUCUGCCCCUUCUCUACGGUUUGAAGGACGAAGAUCAGGAUCAAAGCAAAUUGGGCCUGAGCUGCGGCGAUAUCGACUACAAAGUGCUGUGGGAGAAGUAUUUCCAGGACUCGGACGACCUUUUAAAUGAUUGCUGGGCCUUGAAGCGCGAGAGCUCUGGGAAAUUUAUGCUGAUCAUUCAUAAUGUCAAAGACGCGCCAAAGGAUACGGGGCCUUGGGUACCAGGUUCCAGGACCUCGGACUAG